Pteronotus mesoamericanus is the source of this 2037-nucleotide messenger RNA. RefSeq names its product methionine sulfoxide reductase B2 (gene MSRB2). Gene Ontology annotation, biological process: response to oxidative stress; protein repair. The transcript has 5 exons. Bases 24 to 701 code for a protein of 225 amino acids. Gene Ontology annotation, molecular function: peptide-methionine (R)-S-oxide reductase activity. The record is from RefSeq and is a predicted model, not a curated record. Gene Ontology annotation, cellular component: cytoplasm. NCBI's taxonomy places the organism in Eukaryota, Metazoa, Chordata, Mammalia, Chiroptera, Mormoopidae.
GCGGGUCUGCGCGCGUCGGCGUCAUGGCGCGUCUCCUUCGCGGCCCCUGGAGCCUCCUGUUCCGAAAGGCAGCCUCGCGGGCUAUAGGGGGCAGACCAGUUAGCGGUGUCUUGGGCAUCAGGGCCGGACAUGGGGACGCAGGGUCUCUUAAAAAGCAUGAGCCACCUCUUGCCAAGAGUGAGUGGCGAAAGAAGCUGACUCCAGAGCAAUUCUAUGUCACCAGAGAAAAAGGAACUGAACCGCCUUUCAGUGGGAUCUACCUGAAUAACAAGGAAUCAGGAAUGUAUCACUGCGUGUGCUGUGACAGCCCACUCUUCAGUUCUGAUAAAAAGUAUUGCUCCGGCACGGGAUGGCCCUCAUUUUCUGAGGCCCAUGGAACGUCUGGCUCUGAUGAAAGUAGCACGGGAGUCCUGAGACGUGUGGACACAUCAUUAGGAGCAGUUCGCACAGAGGUUGUCUGCAAGCGAGACUUGGCCGUUACUAACGGCACAUGGGAGCUGUUGACGCAGAAUGGUGCAGGUGGACUUUGGAUUCAGACAAACCUGGCUUCCAGUCUGAGACCCACCACUUGCCAGCUGUGCAGCCCUGGGACAGCCCUCAGAGAUGACAAGACUACGGUGACCCUCUGGGACCUCACGGUCAGCAUGAGAUCAGCCCCUGCGGCCAGCUGCAGUUUGAGUCCUGGUUCUGCCACUCACUAGCUGUAUGGCCUUAGGAAAGUUCUUUAAGUUCUAUCUGCCUCCAUUUCCUCAUGUGUAAAACUAGAUAUGACAACAACAGGGCCUACCUCAGAGGCUUGUUAGAAUGAGGAUGCAAUGUAAUGGAUGAUUUUUGCAUAGUCUGGCAUAUAAUAAUAUGUACAUUUAUUAUAUGCAUACUGGUCAAGUCUAACUGAAAUAAAAUAGAAUGUUUGUAGAUCAAAACAGAUCUUCAUAGUCAAGUCCAAUUUACCCAGAUGGGGAAAAUGAAGUUCAGAAGAAUGGGUGACUAGUUGCUGUCCAUCGAUCUGUGGAAAGAGAAUGAGGGCCACCAUCAUUGGGCUUUCUCUGGCACUUUAAGCCAUGUCGUGACAAGAAAAUCUGGAAUGCCAACAAAUUGCAAACCAGACGUCCAUCCCUUCAGCACAUACAUUCCAUGCGGUUCAACUGCCAUUCUAAGCGGAUGGUCUUGCAGUGUGUGCGGGCUCACCAGUCGCUCUUUCCUGAGGCCAAUUUGCUGCAGGCACGACAAGGUGGGCUUCAAGCACUUGGUUACCAAGCCUGGAUGCCAGAGCAUGGGAAGUGCAGAGCCCUGUGUGUUCUGCUCACUGCUGGGGAACAGGAGAGCCUGAUCCCAACUGUGGCCACUAACACAUCAAAAGCUCCAAUCCUCUGCCAGAGAAGCUUCAGGGGAGUAGAGAGUGGGCACAGCUAAGAUGUGCAGAUGGCUUGGCAGCAUGUAACCUUCGUGACCCCGGACAUCUUGUUGCUGUUCCUCAGAUUUGUUAUCUCUCCCGGGGCAGGCCGGGCACACCUACCCUCAGGGCCUGCUCAGCCCGGGCCAUACCUGACACCAGCCACCGGCUGGGAACACAGGCUUUCCUUCCACCCCUAUACCCACUCUUCCAUUUCAGAAUAACUCCUGUGUUCCUGUCACUAAAAUGGACAACAAGGAUGUUUCCAAAAGGCAAUAAAUAUAGUUUUCCUUUGAGAGGAAAUCACUUGGGUAUUGAGAAGGUUCUCCAGACACAGGAGUAUGACCAAGGAGCUUUCUGAGAAUCUUGUGUCCAUGUGCUAGGAUAUCUAGGAAAGUGUCCUAAAAGCCUGUAAACCACUAGAUAGCUUAACCGCUGUCAGAGUUCUUCUUUGUGGUUUCAAUAAUGAGAAGUCCUGAAACUCCUAUUUGAUAAAUUGAAAAAUAUGUCUCCCUUUCAAGACCCUUCUAGAAGAAAAUGGAAUAUAUCUACUUUGUUUAUAGAUUCUAUUAUAUAAGUAUGUACAUAUAUGUAUAUGUAGACUUAUGUAUGUAUGUAUAUAAAUUGUUUAAGUAAAAAUCUCU